UGUGGUGGGGACAGAGCGAACGCUAUUAUCACGCCUGGGUACUUAAUGCUUAUUGCUUAUCUAAUUGUGAAAUUAGUGAGUUAUUCUAUUAUUGCAGUGGAAACUGUGCUGAUGUUCAGUGGAAAAGACUAACGUGUACCAAUCUACGAAUUAGAGUAUUUCCGAAAGUAAUUAGGUACAAGGGUGCCUUAUUUGGGCUGUUGAGUCAAAUUCAAUACAUGAUGCACUCAUAAAUAUUUAGUCUAAUACAUAGUGCAUAUGCAAUUGAUGAGCAUGACAUUUGAACUGUGUAGAAUUAUCAUGAAAUUUACAUAAAGUGUUCUGUCUUCCCCAGUUAAUAUUUACAUUUUUAUAAACAACAGUGUUGGCUACCUACAUACACGUUUGCUUUUCCGUUGACGAACAUGUCGUUCACGAAUAUUGAUGAGAGAAUAUUCAGGCAAACAAGACUGGCAGUAGCAAGGAACCUAUUCGAUGUCGAAGUGCCUCACCGGAUAGCAAGCUACGAUCGGUUCAUACCGUAUCGAGCCAACAACAGUUGGGAAACUAGUUUUGCAAAUAUUUCUGAAGUAAAUAAGGCCCCUCACGUCGGUAGAAAGCCGAGGGAAAAUGGUGAGAACGCCAGAGACGGUUCAGUGUACAAUAUUUUGCUUCGAAAUGAGUUACUUGGUGAGAACAUUGAAGACAUUAAAUCACAGGGUGAUGAACGACAAGCUCUGACUCCAGUGAAAAGUAGGAACCUAUUCAAAUAUGGAACCCCCUCCAAGAAUGAAAAAACCCCCAUAAAAUCCCAGUCUAGUCCGUACUCCCUGUCGCCGCUGAGCACGAGCAGCCAGCGCCUCCUCCGAUCGCCCCACAAAGCCACCCGGAAGAUCUCCCGCAUACCCUUCAAAGUCCUUGAUGCCCCCGAGCUCCAGGACGACUUCUACCUCAACCUCGUCGACUGGUCCGUCCAGAACGUGCUCAGCGUCGGUCUCGGUAGCUGCGUCUAUCUCUGGUCGGCGUGCACCAGCCAGGUCACCAGGUUAUGCGAUCUCUCGAGCGACGGCAACGUCGUCACGUCGGUGGCGUGGAGCGAGCGAGGUCAUCUGGUGGCCGUCGGCACACACAACGGCUACGUCACUGUCUGGGACGUCGCCGUCAACAAGCAGGUGAACAAACUCCAGGGACACACCGCUAGGGUGGGAGCCCUCGCAUGGAAUGGGGACGUACUGAGCUCAGGAAGCAGGGAUAGACUGAUUCUGCAGAGGGAUACGAGGACGCCACCCAACGUGACAGAGAGGCGGCUGGUCGGCCAUCGACAGGAAGUGUGCGGUCUGAAAUGGUCCCCGGAUAACCAGUAUCUCGCAUCAGGCGGCAACGACAACAGGCUGUACGUCUGGAACAUGCAGUCCCUGUCCCCCGUCCAGACUUACACCGACCACUUGGCGGCGGUAAAAGCCAUCGCCUGGUCGCCCCACCACCACGGACUGCUGGCCUCUGGAGGCGGUACAGCCGACAGAUGCAUCAGGUUCUGGAACACGCUGACCGGGCAGCCCAUGCAGUGUGUUGAUACAGGUUCCCAAGUAUGUAAUCUAGCCUGGUCUAAGCACAGUUCCGAACUUGUAUCGACUCACGGAUAUUCGCAAAACCAAAUCCUAGUUUGGAAGUAUCCAAGUUUGACUCAAGUAGCAAAGCUGACUGGGCACUCUUACAGGGUGCUCUACCUAGCCCUUUCGCCAGACGGAGAAGCCAUCGUUACCGGAGCUGGGGAUGAAACGUUGAGGUUCUGGAACGUGUUCAGUAAAGCACGCUCGCAAAAAGAAACCCGGUCCGUUCUGAGCCUAUAUACUGGUAUACGUUAAACGAGAGUUUCUUCAUUAGGCAUAUUUAUUUAAAUUUUUACUUCCAUGAAGUACUUUUUUACAAUUGGUUCAUAACAAUCUUUAUACAAUUUUCUUCUAUAUUUAUGUAUUUAGUUUACAUAUAUUUGAUUCAUUAUACAUAUAACUUUAUAUAAUCCGAAUUGUGAUAAUUAGUAAUUUUCGUUCGCCGUACAAAAUAUAUGUUUUUUUUUUAA
Molecule: messenger RNA, 2059 nt
Organism: Leptinotarsa decemlineata (Colorado potato beetle)
Lineage: Eukaryota; Metazoa; Arthropoda; Insecta; Coleoptera; Chrysomelidae
Gene: fzr
Product: fizzy and cell division cycle 20 related
Biological process (GO): positive regulation of anaphase-promoting complex-dependent catabolic process; positive regulation of ubiquitin protein ligase activity; anaphase-promoting complex-dependent catabolic process
Cellular component (GO): anaphase-promoting complex
Molecular function (GO): protein binding; ubiquitin ligase activator activity; anaphase-promoting complex binding
Source: RefSeq, a predicted model, not a curated record